AUGAUUCCAAGAGAAGCGCUACUGCGGUAUAUAUGUGGAUAUCUAUGGGAUUUCUUCAUUGAUGAUUGGCUGAAAGGCAGAGAUCAGCUUCAGAUAUUUCCUCUACAAGUUAGUUUUUGGUCAGAUCCGCUAGCAAAGUUCCGAUUCUAUUCUUACGACUCCAAAUAUUUGAGAUGGUGUAUUGACUACUACAAUGCUCGAUCUUCGCAGUAA
Morchella importuna is the source of this 213-nucleotide messenger RNA. RefSeq lists its product as uncharacterized. Lineage: Eukaryota; Fungi; Ascomycota; Pezizomycetes; Pezizales; Morchellaceae. The transcript is spliced from 5 exons. The record is from RefSeq and is a predicted model, not a curated record. The coding region runs from base 1 to 213 and encodes 70 amino acids.